GCGCCGCCCGCCCGCCUGGCCCACGGAGCCCAUGGACCUGAGCGCGGCCGCCGCGCUGUGCCUCUGGCUGCUGAGCGCCUGCCGCCCUCGCGACGGACUCGAAGCGGCCGCUGUGCUGCGAGCGGCGGGGGCAGGGCCGGCCGGGAGUCCCGGGGGCGGCGGCGGUGGCGGCGGGCGGACCCUCGCCGCAGCUGCGGGUGCCUCCACUGGCCCGGCCGCCGCGGCCCCCGGGGCCCGCGCUGCGCGGCGCGCUGCCAGCUCCGGCUUCAGGAACGGCUCCGUGGUGCCGCACCAGUUCAUGAUGUCGCUUUACCGGAGCCUGGCCGGGAGGGCUCCGGCCGGGGCAGCCGCCGCCUCCACCUCGGGCUCUGGCCGCCACGGCCGCGCGGACACAAUCACCGGCUUCGCAGACCAGGCGACCCAAGACGAAUCGGCCGCCGAGACCGGCCAGAGCUUCCUAUUCGACGUGUCCAGUCUCUCCGACGCCGACGAGGUGGUGGGCGCGGAGCUGCGCGUGCUGCGCCGCGAGUUUCCGGAGCCGAGCUCCGGCAGCGCGAUUCCCCAGCCGCUGCUGCUGCUGCUGUCCACGUGCCCCGGCGCCGCCAGCGCGCCGCUCCUGCUGCACUCGCGAGCGGCCGAGCCCCUGGACGGUGCGCGCUGGGAGGUGUUUGACGUGGCGGACGCCGUGCGGCGCCACCGCCGGGAGCCGCGCGCCACCCGCGUGUUCUGCCUCUUGCUGCGCGCAGCGGCCGGGCCGGCGCGGGGCCCGCUGGCACUGCAGCUACUGGGCUUCGGCUCGCGGGGUGGAGGCGGGGCCGCGGCGGAAGAGCGCGCCCUGCUCGUUGUCUCCUCCCGCACACAGAGGAAGGAGAGCCUGUUCCGGGAGAUCCGCGCCCAGGCCCGCGCGCUCGGGGCCCCGCUGGCCGCGGAGCCGCCGCCGGAUCCGGGACCCGGCACCGGCUCGCCGACGGCGGUCAUCGGAGGUCGCAGGCGGCGGCGGACAGCGCUGGCUGGGACGCGGGCGGCGCAGGGCAGCGGCGGGGGCGCGGGCCGGGGCCACGGGCGCAGGGGUCGGAGCCGCUGUAGCCGGAAGCCGCUGCAUGUGGACUUCAAGGAGCUGGGCUGGGACGACUGGAUCAUCGCGCCGCUGGACUACGAGGCGUACCACUGCGAGGGCGUUUGCGACUUCCCGCUGCGCUCGCAUCUCGAGCCCACCAACCACGCCAUCAUUCAGACGCUGCUCAACUCCAUGGCGCCCGACGCGGCGCCUGCCUCUUGCUGCGUGCCUGCGCGCCUCAGCCCCAUCAGCAUCCUCUACAUCGACGCCGCCAACAACGUGGUCUACAAGCAGUACGAGGACAUGGUGGUGGAGGCGUGUGGCUGCAGGUAGCAGACGGGCCCGGCCGGGCCAGGGAGAGGGCAGCUGAGGACCCCUUGAUGAAGAGCAGCUGUGGGCCAGGCCUGUCGUCACCGAGCGUGGAUGCGCGUCGGACCAUGGCCCCGCGCACUCACGGAGGAGGGAGAGCAGACGUUCACACUCACACCAACACUGGUUCACUUACGCACACAUUUACCAUGGACAGCAUCUGAAAGACCUGGGAAGAGACGUCCUGCCGCUACUGAAUGUCAAAGCCAUGUGUACUCUGCAAACAGAUCACCGCUGCACCCACUGCCCCCUUUUGGGGAGAGGAUGGUGUUUGUGUUAAUGUUACAAUAACAGGCACUAAAUCAGGUAGAAACGGGUUAGGGACUUGGGGGCUCCAGAAUGGGUGAACUAAAGAGGUACUUGCUAAGUGCUGUCUCCCUGCUUUUUGUUUCUGGCCGAGUGGAGUGUGAGGCCUGGCCCGGCUGGGUGGUUGAGUUCCCCGUGUUGCACCUGGGACCGAGGGAAGGGCGGUAACGCCCUUUCUGAGGGUUUGCGUUGCACCGAGGCCAUUUACUCCGGGAAGGAACUGCUCCUAAAGGCCUUCCCUUUUUUCUCUAACUUUGAAAAUCUCACGUGCCCCCUCAGUUUUGAGAAGGAACAUUUGUCCGAAAGAAUGCAUUGUGGUGCUUCCCAGCUCCCUGCAAAGAUCAGCACCACUCUUUUUUAUCAGUUCCAACUGGGAAUGACCUAGAAAGUGGGAAAAAAAAUUUUUCUUUUGGAGGGGAGGCGAAACGGGGGGAGAGGCUUUAAACUGCGAGUCUGAGCUGACGUCAAAUUGGGGAUGAGGUAGCAUCUGCCAGGUUCUGAAGCUCCAAGCCGGGCAGCCCGAGGUGGCAGCAGUGUCUUGGGGGCACUCAGAGGAAGCUAGUGCAAUGGCUGGGAAUGGGACAGGGGGAUGGCUAUGGCUCUUCCUAGAGACCUGCCACGAAGUUUUCCUGAGGAGCUGGCGAAGAGGCUCUAAGGGCUUGGAAGAGGCAGGGAGGUGUCCUGGGGCAGGCUCUUGCAGAGCUUCAGGCUUCUCUGCCAGGUAGCUGCAGCCUCCCUCAUGACAUACUCAGAGUGGGCCCACAUGUGCGUGCGCUUAGCUAUGAAGCCUGUGUCAGCUUUUACACGCGUUCAUUGUGUUGUUGCUGUAGUUUUGGCAGUGUGAUAGUAACGGGAAGCGAAGCUACACAAAAGUGCUUUUGUGAGUAGAGGGGGAGGAAGGGCUGCUCCUCCCCUGUCUCUCUGUGAAGGGGCGUUUGCAGCUGGGCUGCUGUGGCCCCUUCAGAAGGGCUGGGCCUUGGUAUGGGCGAGGUGAGGUGGAAGCCUAUCCCCUAGUCCCUGUGUUUUGUCCCAAAGAGUCUUGUUGAUUGUAGGAUUGUCUGUUCAUGUAAGAGGGAGGUCAAACGUGCCGGCCCUCAUUGUUUUUGGUUCGUUUCUGCCUGGCAGUCCUUUGUGGCCUUGUGUAAACGGUUGGGAGAAGGAAGUUGGAUUCCACCUGCCUGGGGCUCUAGGGGCUUCUUUGAAAAACCCUGCAGUCCCCCUGGGAGCUCCUGUGGAAGGCCGUGCUGGGCUUUCUCCUUCGGAUCCCCAGAGGCAUACAUUCCCCAUUUCUUGUCGUGGAUGCUAAGGUCCAGGACAGUUUAUACAAAUUUUAAUUCUCAGUGGUUACACUCUUAAGAGAGAGAAAUAUGAAAGAUUUAGAUACAGUUAAUUUAUUUAAGGGUCCCACCUGAGUCCUUUUUAUCCUAUAAAAUUGUCCCAAAGGAAAAGAAAAUACUUUUAUACUGUGAAUUUAUAUGCUGUGGCUAUGUGAGUAGCUGUAAAUACCAGAAAAUACAAGUCUCUUCAAGUUAAAACAAACAAACAAACAUCCCAAAGUGGCUGCUGUGGUGCACUUCCCUCCAGUGUCAGAAUGGACAAAGAUGGUCCUGAUACGUUCAUGGGUUUUGCCAGAGAAGCCUCACUCUGCUUUUCUUAACUAUGAUUUUAAUGACUGCAUGGUAAUUGCUCUGAUACCUGUCAUCAUGGAGAAUUUAAAAAAUGGCACUAAAGUAUCAAAACUUGUGGUAUUAGAAGUUUUAGAAAAGAAGUUAAUGAAAAACUAUAGCUAAAUACUAUUUUGAAGAAAUUCUAGCAUAUUUAAUAUCUUUGGAUGAAAGCAAAUAUUUUGAUACUUUUUCAGUGACUAGGAAGAACAGAUUUUUGGGAAGAAAUGUCUUGAGUUAGCCUGAGGUUUUUAUGGCAGGAAAAAAAUGUCCAUUUCCUGUUUUCUUCCAGUGACCUCCUCCCUCUACCAAGAUGUGCUGUAACUGAUGUAGGAAGUAGGCACCUUCCUGCAUCCUGAAUCGAGGAUGCACCCCGGGGCGGGGGGGUGAUCCUUAGCCAGGGACAUUUCCUUCCAUGGCCCCUGCCCUCAGUGUGUUCUUUGUUUACCAAAUAAAAGGAAUGCCUCCUGGAUUUCCUCUGGUAGCUGCAGGUAACCACCAGGGGCCACCUGGGCCCUGCUCCAGACCCAGCCCUCUGGCAUCUCAGAGUUAAAAGUAGGUGAAUGGAGAGGAUGUGUGUCACUUUGUAAAAAUGACAGCCAAAGGGCCACCACCUGUGGAGGCAGACAGGUUUUUGCUGGUAUGAUGUGGUUCGACUAAAUUUACCAAGAUGUGGAGAAAAGGAUUCUGCCCACGCCAUUGGUGGUGCCCUGUACUAUCCGUUUGUCUUCUAGGCAGCAGGGAGCGGGGCUGAAUCACCCAGCUGGAAUCUCCAGUCCCCACCGAUGGUAGAGCUGGCUGCUGACAAGCAGGAUAAAGUGUGUCAGGACUGGAGUGAAGGCAGCCUCCCCACCUCAUCCCCCACCUAGGGUCACCAAAGUAUUCCUCCUAAAGUAAAUAGAAUUUUCCACUUUUGUCGGGGGAGAAUCAUGCACUACUAGUUGAGAUAAUUUCAGUCACUUUUCCUGCUGGGGAGGAGCAUUUGGGGAGCUGGAGAGGAAGGUUUCCUGCUUGGGGAGCACAGGGCAGGUCAGCCAGGGCCGGAGGUGGGCUGGUGCUGGGUCUGCCAAACACCAAGACAGUCUGGUCACUGCUGGGGGAAGCCAGACUUCGCAUUAUGGGACACCCCUAUGCUGGCAGGCGGCCAUGUCCACUGAUGCCCAAAUGCCUGCCUGGUUGAAUUCUACCUUCCAAGCAGCGGGGAUCGUCCUCUAGAGAGGGUGGCAGCUUUAUUGUCUUAGCUUGGGCAAGCAGGCUUGAGCUGUGCCAUUCGUUCCUUACAUGCUCCCCUUUGACCCACUGUCCUGGCACUUUACCCUAAUGUGCCAGGGGAAAGAGAGGAGGUGUGGAUUGUGUGAUUGUUGAGUCAAACACAUCAAACCCAUCAAACCCAGGGCAGUGACUUCUCCCCUGACAGCCAUGGAGGUGUCAGUAGGAGCGAGGACCUUGCUAUAAGCACUCAGGAGAGUACUGACCACCCUGUGGCUGUAAUUGGAGUACAGCUCAAAUCCUACAAGUCAUUUAUCCUGUUUGCAAUUUCAUUCAAACUCAUAGCAGAAAAUAACUAGGGACCGUAGACUGAUUUUCUUCUUAAAGCACAGAGAAAAACUGAAUUCUUUCCAAGAAAAAGUCGGACUCUUCCUUUGCUUGAAUCUGGUCUCCAGAAAAUCUAGGGAGAGGAAGAGAGUGCACUACAGCUGUCUCUGGGCCACAGACGUCAUCAAGGGCCUUGCUGAUUCUUGUGAGUGCAUGUCAUGAGGGAUACAGAACCUUCCCCAGGCCUGGAAAGCAGGGCCCUCUCAGUGGGCUGCGGGCCAGGGGGCCUCAAGCGGGACGCCAGGUGGGCUGGGAGGACCAAGGCUCUGGAACGCAGCAAUCUGUCAGAGGGAGCGAAGGGCCUGCAUCAUCCCCUCAGAAGGUGUCUGUACUGGGAAGGAAAGAGAGGAAGCAGAGGAGCGAACCCAGCAGUUAGAAACAUUGGCAGGGAGUGGGGAGUGACUGGAACCCUGUGGGGGUGUGCCUGAGCCUCUGUGGGCUUCUGUAUGCCAGGGUCGUAUGACCCCCACAGCACACCUGCCACUGGGCCCGUAGGGAGACUGCCCGGUGCCAGGCUCAGCAGGGUGUCUCCUGAGAGGUGUAGGGGAGUCGUGGGCAGUCCCCUCUCUGCCUGGAGCUGCGACCUCUGCCCCUGUAAAAGGAGGAGCUCCACAGGCCCCUGGUUCUAGGAUUCUACUUUGUCUAAAAAGCCCACUCACAUAGUUCAAAGGCAGAGCAACUGUGACUCCUCCUGGAAAGGUCUCCUCCGAUCCCAGUGCCAGAGUCAGCUCUCACAAGUGGAGUCGCUCUUGCUUGUGUGUGUGUGUGUGCGUGUGCGUGUGAGUCCAUUAUACACCGCGCCUCUGCCGCUGCUUCAUGGAUCUUGCUUCGAUUUCCACCUGGGGCAAGGCAGGUGCAGGGCAGGCCAGGACCUUGGGGUUAGGGCUGAGCUCACCAAAGCCACUGCCUUUCCUGUGUCCCAGCUGAGGGACACUGCCAGCCUAGCUCGAGUUGCCCCUGUGCUCACACAGGGUGGGUGGAGCCACACUCAGGUUAAGACUUUCGUGUGCCCAAGUCCUGGGAAGGCUCUCAGUUGCUGCUGGCGCCUCUGUGAGGGCAGCAGAGGAAAGAAAAGCCUGUGUCUUGUUGACAGCCCAGCCAGGGACCUGGGACUGUCCUAGAGUCCCUGGACGAGGCAAGCAAGCCUGUCUAAGGGCAGACCACUCCGCCAGGUCCUCUGCAGCUCCCACCGCCUCCUCAGCCACCUCAUCGAUGUACUUAACAUCUGGUCCAGCUUGCCAAGGGAGUGACCCAGGGGCAGGCAUCAGAAGAGCUUCCCCUUCUCUUCUUUUUUAUAGCCUGGAAAGUGGUGGCGCAGUUUAACAUUAAGAAACACUAGACGGGAGGAGUCAAAAGCUGUUAUUUCUUAUUUUUCAGACAGCUCAGCCUUUUGCACCUGCAUCUUCUGGCCAGUUAGGCUGGAGUAGUCCUCCUCCCUUUGUGCCGUUCUGGACUUUAGUCUGCGCCCAGAGGUUAGAACCGCACAGUUAAAUCUCAGCGAGGCUCUAGGUGAGAGAAGCCUGUUCUUUUCAGGAGGGCCACGCUCCCAGUCUGUGGAGAGUCACCUCCGUGGACAUAGCUGCAGGGAGAGGGCUGGAAGUUGGCCCAGGAGAUCAGUGGGGGUGACUGGGGGCUUGACAUUUGCUGCAUGGGCUCUGGUCACUCAUUCAGGGAUGCUCUCUGCUCAUGGCGUUCGCACACUCAGCCCGACCAGAGCUUGGCGUCUUCCCACCUACCCUGCAGUCUCUGGUGCAGGUGCCGUGCCUUGAAUGGGCCUGGGACUUGGCCAUGGGCCUUCUGGCCAGGCAGAGUUUGGGACGGUGCUUCAUGGUGGCAGCGGCAGUUACAGCAGAGCAUCCCAGGAAGGGUGGAGUCAAAGAGGCCACUGAAAAAUUGCUCUGCAUUUAAAGGCAUGCUUAUUGUUGUGGAAAAGUACAAAUACAGCCUCAGAACAGCACACCCAGCAGGCAGUGGUCCUCUCCCAGGCCUGUGCAGGCCUCCUGCGAGCAGUCUUGCAGGCACCUUCUAGCGUCUGUGCAAGCGUAUGCAUCUGUGCUGGCAAAAGAAAGGACUGGCUUCUCUCACACACAGCAUCCCCCUACAAUGGCAAGAGGGCUGCAGUGUUCGCGGAAACUUCCUGAGAGAGGUGUUUCUGUCAUCAGGUGAGUUUGCUGGCAGGACAGCUUAGGGUGCUGGUGUAGGAAGCAUGGUUUUCAUUCUUUUUUGCCUGAUGAACUUCCUUCUGCUAGUUUACAAACUCUUCAUUCCAGACAGGCUCACCUGAGAGAAGGUAGUGCAGGAACUUUUUAUCCUUCUUCUCAGUCAGUAACAGGAUGCUGAAAUAAGUUGUCUAGAAAAACAAGGAGAAGCUUCUGAUGGUCAAGUCCCAGGCGCCUUUAGGCCUGGUGGUACAGACCUUCUGGGAUGUGGCCAGCUGUUUUGCUUUUGCAUGUCGACUUUCCUACCUUUUGAGCUGUUGGUAGAUAGGAGUGUGGUGUGGUGGUGGCUGGAGAUGUGACCAGGCAGGAGGCGGGUAAGUGGCUGUCUUCUUUGCAGAAUCAUCUCUGCACUGCUCGGUAUGAACAGCAGUGGCAACAGCCACACCCAGUUACUGCAUCCAGAGAUGGGCGAGGUGCCUGAGACACUUGGCUGCCAGCAUCUAGAACCUCGGCUGAGCCUUCUGGGGAUGAGUGUGCUCGUGGCUGACAAAAAGCAGACUCCUUGAAGGCUUAUUCAUAGGAGUCCUGCGGAAUUAGCAGUAAACACAAACCCGCCGAGGCACACAGGCUGGGCCAGGGCAGCCUCCAGGCCAGUGAGCUAGUGGUUCACUGCAGCGGCACGCAGCUCGUACCUGUUUUAUGUACCUGCAGAUCUCCCCCACGAGCUGACUUCUCUCAGACCUUUCACACGUGGGCAGCCCUCGCCUGGAGUUUUCAGCGGGGGUGAGUCUGAAAAGCAGCGACAAGGUGUGUCGAAGGCCUUUCCUUGUCUGCACAUUUAUCUCAGAGUCACUCCGAGAUAAAAGGCUGCCAAGGGCAGAAGAACACACACGUGUCCGAGCUUCCCCUGGGGCUCACGGCAGUGGCAACUUGGCUUGAGGCGAGCACGCUGGCUUGGAAGGCUUGAGGAAACAAGCAGGGCUUAUUUCUUUGCAAUUUAUAUUUCUGGGUCAGGGCCUGUCAGAGACAGAGCAAAGUCAGCCAUUCAGCAUUCUGUUUAGAAAAUAAUGAUACAGUUCAGGGAGAAAGAAAGCUCGGGAUAAAACGUGUUUUCUGGCCGGGCUAUACUCAAGUGUUCCGAGCCAGGAAUGGAGACUCUGGAACGGGGGAUUUCUCUGGCAUUCUCCACCUCUGAUAAAUCACAGAUUGAACUCAAGCAUCCUUAGAGUAAUUUUUUUUUUUUCCGUAUUUCACUUUAUAAUGUAGUGCAAACAGCUUUUAUGUUUUCUAUGACAAAGAAUCUUAGCUGAGUCACUUUAGGUCUUUUAGCUGGAAGUAUUUCACCCCAAAUGAAAAGUUAAGGCAUUUUUUACAAGGAUUAACAUGCUGACUGCAACUUGCCCUUCGGCAGAUGACAAUAGGGCAUUCUGGAAGGUUUGGAACAAGUUUGUUAGUGUGGUUUUUUAAAAAACAUAUAAAGAGGCAACUCCUCACUGCGAAGCUUUCUGCAGAACUCCGGCACCCGCUUACAGCGCGGUGCUGUUGAGUGGCCCUGCGGGGGCAGCAGCACCUGACAGGAUGGGUGCCCCACCCAUCACACCCCUUUACUCCGACUCCAGUGCUGUGAUUUCAAGAAAAUGGGCAAAACUCGAAGUGGCAGUGAUGCCAUCAGAGCUCAAUGACACACCAUUCCCUCAACAGCUAAGACAAAAUUAACUAUCGUGGGGCAUUACAAGCCCUCUCAUUUUGCAGCGAUGCUCAGUUUCUCAGCGUGGCUUUGGAGUAAGAUGGGACAGGGGUGAUGUUUUUAAACUCAUUGAAUGUGAGAGCUGAAAUCUCCUUUGCCAGCUGUCUUCCAGCUCUGUUUGGCCAGAGCAGAACUCCGAGGCUUGGGGGCUGGAGGUGGGGCCGCCUCCCUGCUGCCCAGCUUGGCCAUUUGGGCAGCACGAGCUGACGUCGCGAAUGCUGCCCUGCUCAGGUCAGCUGGCAGGGAGCUCUUCGAGGGCAGGUACAAAUCCCCUGUGUAUAGGUAUUCGCAACUUUAAAUAGAUUGUACAUAUUGAAAUGUAAAUGAACUGUAAAACAGCAAUCUCUAUUUUUCUUGACGAUUAUAUAGCAAUAUAUAUUUGUUAAACAUGCUUAUCUACUCUUCAUUAACCAUUUUAAUAUUUUGUACAGAUAAGUUGAUUAAAUAUUUUAUUGAUAAAACUUCCCCUGGCUGGUCUUUAGAGAACUAACCUUUGACUUGUUAUUCAGCCUUUCUGUGUUAGUCUGCUCUUGCUCCUCAACGCUAAGAACAGUGAUCAGCCAUUUAGGCAUCAGGAGUGACCACAUGAAAACAGGGGAACUAUGUGGGACUUCUGGACCUGUCCAUCUCUCUGACCCAUCCCUUGAAACACCUUGGGCUGUAGUGAGGAGCUGUCCAUGAGGUUGGGGGCCUCAGGCACGGGGCUGCUGCUCCCUGGGUCUUUGUGACUGGUGUGACACUGUGUGCAGCCCCACGCUGCCUGAAGCCACUGCGCGGGAAGGUAGAAAAACCGUUUGGGUUCAGGAGAGAAGAGGCCAAAAUGCAGUGGAAAACAUUUUCUCUUUGGAAAAUGAGCACUGUCAUUUACAAUGAGUGACUGCGGUCCUUCCAAGCACAGUUUGAGUGGACAGCUUUCUGCUUUCACACACAUCAGGCUGCUGUAGGCUUGCUGUCACUUCCAAGCAUGAGCACGGCCACUCUGGAGCCUCUAAAAUCCAGAGGUGUGAAGCCCGACUGCAGCAGCUUCCUCCGCAAGGCCAGCUGUCUGUCAGGGAAACCAAGAGGGUCCUGCAGCAGGUUUGACAGGCACUUCUGCUCAGUACUCUUCUAGACAAAGACAAAGAUCAGUGCUCGGUGACCCGGCACGGCCUUGCCUCCUUCAGCAUCUCUCUCAGACUGGGCAGGAGAGGACCAACCACACAAGCGUUCUGCCCUCCUGGCUCCACACCUGACUUUUUCCUACAAGAGAUGGAGGAGUAAGCUGUUCCAUCUAUUCCUUAAAUAUUUCUGGGACAGGGUUAGUGACAAAGCAGCGGUUGUGGGAAGAUGAAGGGGACUUGCCCUCGUGACUUGUUAGCAGGAUUACUUCCUCUGGGAGGUGGAUGGGCCAGUGUGACCCACCUUUUUGCAGAGCGAUGGCAGCACACCCCCACUGUAAUCCAAUGUUCCUGCAGUAUGUUCAUGCCAGUCCCUGCGGUCAUGUGUGUCCCUCUCUGGUGAAAGGGAGAUCAAGAAAGUCUGCUCUGUUUUUGCUUCUUAAUUUCACUACUACUAAAUGGAGUCUUUUUCUUUGGAAGCAAAAUUAUGUUCACCUUUCAACUAACUCAUUUGGCAGGUACAGUAAACGGGUAAGUUUUAUGACCCUGCCAUGGAAAGUGUCAAGUCUUGUCAUGCUUUGUUUAUAACAAUCCUUGGUCAGUUCUUCAUUUUCUCAUUUUUCAGUCUCCACUUGACCAACCCCAGCAUUCUGUGGUUAGAGGAUUACACGUUCCGUAGAGAAGGGGUAGUUCUCUACUGGGAGAAAGGGAAGUCAGGGGUAGCACUUAAGAUUUUAUCCUAUUUCCAAAACACUGAUGAGAGCAAGUCUCAAAGGCCCUGCAAUGACUGGUGCUACAAGAAGGUGAAGAUAGACUUCUCCGUGCCCCUGGUAUGCCCGAUGCCUGCUCACUUCCAAGCAGGCCAAGGCAAAGAUGCCGCCAACCGCUGCCCCACCGAGGGCGGUGCUGCCUGACCUGGUGAUGGAGGCGCUGUGUUCCUGUGCCCCUGGGAAGUCUACCCUCUUCUGUUCAGAAGGAACAGUGAUCUGGGGAGAAACUCGUUUGUUGCAAUGUGUCACCAGCAUGCAGCCACUGACCGUGAGGCUGUGGGCGUCUGCUGAGUCCUAAUAACAUCCAGGUGUGAGGCCCUUCAGCAGUGACCAGUAGGAGGAAACCCAGAUGUUCCGCAGAGCCUGAGCAGGGUGGAUUUGCAGAGGCGGGAUGCUAGUCCCUCUGUGAGGGAAGGAGGCCCUGCAGGUGCACCCGCACCCCCUGGCUGUAAUGGACGCCCAGUCACAGGGUCACAUUCCCAUCCCAGGGAACAGGAAUUUUCCCAUAGACUUACCCAGCAAGGAAGUCUGUCCCAAAGUAGGGAGGUCAGCAUAGGCCCCUUUGCCAGAAUGUCUGAGGAAUGCAAUACAAAAUGAAAAUACUCUGCUGUCCCAGAGCACGGGCUUGUGUAGUGUUGCUGCAAUUCCCACUUGGGGUGCUGCAUGGGGUCAGUGCUCAACAAAUAAUAACCACAUAUGUGGUAGUUGCUAAUACCCAAACUCCAGAGGUUUUUUAGGAAUGGAAGUAACAGUUGCAGCCGGAGGGGACAAGAAGAAUGGGCCACGAAGUGUUGUGGCCUUGCUUUCUCAUGGUCCCCCAGUGCCAGAAAGCCAACAGUCAAUGUCCUUGAAUCCACCUGACCCAGUUAUGCACAGUUUGGCGGCAGAAACGCUAAUGGGAAAGAAGAGCAAGACCAUUCAUACUCCAUUCACAUAUGCAAUUUCGAGGGACUGAGAUGUGAUUCCCUGAUGGUGUGACCAACUGAGAGAAUCAUGUUUCUUGAGAGCUUGCCUAUUAGGUAUGGUAGAAACUUUUAUUCAGAUAACACUUAUUGAAUAUUCCACGUGGCAGGCCCUAUUUUAUAAGCCCUGAGAAUACAGAGAUGACUAAGACACAAGUCCCAUCUCCGAGGACUCUCCUUUUAAGGGCAGGAAGGAGUGUCAGGCACGCGCAUGGAGGAGCAGACUGGUAAAAAUAUAAUUCCUGCAACAAUGGUAAGUACUUCAAUAGAGACAUGGCCAGGGGACCAUGAGGGCUCGGUGGGGAGACGGGGAGAGAGGGACUGCUCUGGGAGGCAGCAGCAGUUGGUAUUUUGGGCCAAGUCUCCAGGGGGCGGAGUAGAGGCAUGGGCACUCUCAAAGCUGGAGCAGUUCAUUCCAAAGGUUGCAGAGCUCAGCAUACGUUCAGAGUCGACAGAAGUUGGUGUGUCUGGAGCACCAGGCUGUGGCAGAGCUGCAGAGGGUCGGCGUGUGUGGCUGCUGAUGCCUCAGCCCUGACUCUCGCAUGCAGGCUUUCCUCUUCACAAUCCACUGCCUGGCAUUUGCCUCCACUCCCCCUGAAAACCGCUGUUUUAUCUUUCAUUCUUUUAAAACUACUCAGUUGCUACCAACUAUCUACUCUUCACUUCAACUGCAAACCUGGCCCUCAUUUGCCCCUCCCUUGCCAACCCUCCACUCUCUCUUUUUUUUUUGGUGAGGAAGACUGGCCCUGAGCUAACCUGUUGCCAACUUUCCUCUUUUUGCUUGAGGCAGAGUGGCCCUGAGCUAAUAUCUGUGCCCA
Equus caballus (horse) is the source of this 12545-nucleotide messenger RNA. RefSeq names its product growth differentiation factor 7 (gene GDF7). NCBI's taxonomy places the organism in Eukaryota, Metazoa, Chordata, Mammalia, Perissodactyla, Equidae. Gene Ontology annotation, cellular component: extracellular region. Gene Ontology annotation, molecular function: growth factor activity; cytokine activity. Gene Ontology annotation, biological process: BMP signaling pathway. The record is from RefSeq and is a predicted model, not a curated record.